This is a messenger RNA of Microsporum canis CBS 113480, 1383 nucleotides long. RefSeq names its product tetracycline resistance protein. Gene Ontology annotation, molecular function: transmembrane transporter activity. Gene Ontology annotation, cellular component: brush border membrane. The transcript is spliced from 2 exons. The record is from RefSeq and is a predicted model, not a curated record. Lineage: Eukaryota; Fungi; Ascomycota; Eurotiomycetes; Onygenales; Arthrodermataceae. Gene Ontology annotation, biological process: transmembrane transport. The coding region runs from base 1 to 1383 and encodes 460 amino acids.
AUGGCUGAUAACGUAUCAAACGUGCAGCAGAGACGGAAGAUCCUUAAGACUCUUUUCAUCUCACUCCUACUUGACCUCAUAUCGUUUACCUUCAUCCUUCCGCUAUUCCCGUCACUUAUAAGAUUCUAUCUUGAAAAGGAUCCUUCUCCAACAUCUCUCCUGAAUCGUAUUCUCCACUACCUGAACGCCUACAAAAACUCGUUCUCCAAGCCGAUAGACCCGAAAUAUGAUGUCGUGCUUCUUGGGGGUGCGUUGGGAUCUCUCUUUUCGCUUCUCCAGGCUAUUGCAGCCCCCAUAAUUGGUUCUAUAUCCGAUAAGUAUGGCCGUCGGACUGCACUCCUCUGGUCCAUGGUAGGGAACAUAGCCAGCGUCGCAUUGUGGGUUGCUGCCACGGACUUCCGAACGUUCCUGGGAAGCAGAAUAGUGGGAGGGCUCAGUGAAGGAAAUGUACAAAUUGCGAAUGCUAUUGCGGCGGAUAUAAGUGACCCUAGCCAGCGAGGCUCGACGAUGGCGUUAGUUGGGGCUUGUUUUAGUGUUGCAUUUACCAUUGGCCCUGCAAUCGGUGCAGCAUUGAGCAACAUCACUACCUUUGCAGCUAACCCGUUUGCCACGGCUGCCGGAUGUUCUUUGUUCUUGAUCAUCACAGAGACGAUUUACAUCUUCUUCUGCCUGCCAGAAACCCAUCCGAGGCUGACAUCCGGUAAUUACAAACCUGCUACCUCUGAUAAUACCAGUGAGAAGAAGGAUGACAGCAAGAUAGGCACAGAGGACUCGCCUAGGAAAGUAUCCGAGGGAUACACCAACAACCCUUUCUUGCUGAACAUCACACACUUUUUAUUUCUCCUCCCUUUUUCUGGGCUAGAGUUUUCUCUUCCGUUUAUCACGGCCAAUCUCUACGAGUCUUCGCUGGUAGCAAAUGCCGGUGAAGCAAGCCCUUCCGCCUUAAAUGGUCGCCUGCUAUCGGUAAUGGGCUUGUUGGCAUCAGUUCUACAGGGCGGGGUGACACGCCAACUUCCACCACUGCUCGCUAUCCGUAUCGGUGUCGUCGCAUGCGCAAUGUCCUUUACUUUACUUGCUCAUAUCACCACAAUCUCGGGCUUGUAUACUGCUGGCUGUUUACUUGCUGUCACUAGUGCAACCGUGGUGACUGGCCUCAACAGCCUGGGUAGUUUGGAAGCCCGUGAAGACGAACGUGGUGCUUCCCUAGGUCGUCUGCGAAGUUGGGGUCAAGCGGGCCGAGCUGCCGGUCCAGUCCUAUUCUGUUCUUUGUUCUGGUGGGGAGGUAGGGAGGUUGCAUAUAAGACCGGUGCUGUAGCUAUGGCGGGCGUUUGCGGAAUUGUAUUUGGGCUAUUGAGGUCACCCAUCCUGGCUAAACGAAAGUAA